This is a messenger RNA of Anarrhichthys ocellatus (wolf-eel), 1995 nucleotides long. RefSeq names its product receptor activity-modifying protein 1-like. The transcript is spliced from 3 exons. The record is from RefSeq and is a predicted model, not a curated record. Lineage: Eukaryota; Metazoa; Chordata; Actinopteri; Perciformes; Anarhichadidae. Gene Ontology annotation, biological process: calcium ion transport; regulation of G protein-coupled receptor signaling pathway; intracellular protein transport. Gene Ontology annotation, molecular function: coreceptor activity. Gene Ontology annotation, cellular component: cell surface; membrane; signaling receptor complex. The coding region runs from base 145 to 588 and encodes 147 amino acids.
UCGUUGCGCUGCGGUUCAUUUAUCUGUAACGUUGUUGUGCGUGGGUCAGUGGCUUUGGUACAUGGAGGAAGAAGGGAAAAGCUACCGUUGACCCCCAGGGGAGUGAGCGGAGUGCGCAAAAAAAACAUCCUGGAGGUAUUCGGCAUGGCUCUGGAGAGCCUCCUGAAAGUGGGGCUUGUGUUGUUGGUGGCAGCUCAGGUCCUUCCGGCAGUGUCCUGCUGCAACGGGGGUUUCUACGAGAGGAUGAUCAGCGAUUUCUGCUCCGCCAAGUUCAAAUUCGACAUGGGAGGGCUGGACCGAGGCCUGUGGUGCAGCUGGCCGGACACCAUGGAGAUCUACGAGGGGCUAACAAACUGCACAUACCAGGUGGCCUUGAGGGUGGACUGCUUCUGGCCGAAUCAGAUAGUCGACCGCUUCUUCAUGCAGAUUCACCGGAUCUACUUCCACGACUGCGCCCUGACCGGCCGGCUCCUCCACGACCCGCCGACCAGCAUCCUCGCCCCCUUCAUCGGCGUGCCGGUGCUGGUCACCCUGCUCAUGACUGCCCUCGUGGUGUGGAGGAGUAAACGCACGGAGGGGGUUUUAUAGGGACUCGGCCCCUGAAGGCUUGUGAAUACAUGUGGACUCCUGAGGGGCAAUGAUGGAGCAUGUGGUAAAAGAUGUCUUUACUCAUGUUAGUAUGAAUAUCUAAUGAAAAACAGCAGACUUUAACACCAUAUUAUGUUAUAAAUGCUGUUUGGUUAGAUAUAGAGAGUGUUCGAGUUUGGGAAAAGUAAUAAAGGUGUUUGGGAUUCAGGGGAAUUGGAGGCCACGCAUGUUAAUUACCAUCUGUUGUCUUGGCCCUAAACAAUCUGUGAGCAUGUUAAUAACUGAAGAGAGGAUGACACUCAGGGAGACACCAACGACUUGAAUGAUUGUUAUACAUUUGAUUAGAGAAGAAAGGAACAGAAAAUGGAGGAAAUUUGACUAAAGCAGAAAAAGGACAAGGAGGUUUUGCACAAAGACAUCAAACAUGAUGACUUAUUCAUAUUCAACGCAUCUACAGUGCAAGCAUUCGCUGUCUCCUUUUGAUGCAAGUGGAUUUCUCUCACCCCGGUGAUGAAAUAGGGAGUUCCUUUAAGAAAAGUGUAAUUUUAGGGCCGUAAAACCUGUCCAUCACGUCUGUAACAGGGCUCCAUCUAGUGUUCACUCUGGAAGGCUCUGACUGUUAAGAUCCGUAGGCCUGGAGUUCAUUUAAAUGUAUGUUGAUAACAUAGUUGUGUCGAAAUAUCUUUAUAUAAAAAUAAACUAAACAUGACUCCCGACAAGAAGAAACAGGUCAACUGCAGCACACUGUGUGUAGUAAUUAAAUACUAUGCCGUGAUAAUUAAAUACAAUGUCAUACUUUCUUAUCCAUGUAAAAGUUAUGGCUCAGCACUUCCCGCUCAUAUAUUCUGCUUGCUGGGCUCUUCUGUCCUGUCGGUGGGGAAUUAAUGGUGGCUGUACUAUCAACGCAGUUAAAGCCUUCAACAGUUAAGCUUAGUCGAGCAAUGUUUGGCUUCUCUGAUUAAUGCUCAAGACUGUGACAGGAUUCAAAGAAGAAUUAAAGCCGGUUCUGAGCGUGAACAAUGAAUUUAGGUGGAGAUUAAGAGAUCAAGCUUCAGUGGCAGGCAGGUAGAGGUGAAAGCUCAGAGCCAGAAGUUAAAGAUGAGACUUAUUGAUGAGAUGGAGGUUAGUAUCUCACUUGUUCCUUGUGUCAUUAGAAAGACAUUCAGCCUCAGCUGGAUCCUUUUGUAGCAGGUUCUGGUAGCUGGAAAAGGUCUCCACCAUGUCGAAGUAUCCGCUCAGUGGCAAGAUCCUCUUUACCCUCAGACACUCAUUCCUGGACACAACGGAGGGAAAGAUUGGGGGAAACUAGGCUGAAUAGUGGUUCAGAAACACUCUCCUCUCCCUUGACUAUAAACUGAGAUGCCCCCGAGCAAGACAUUUGACCGCCAACUGCUCAAGUUUAAGCUG